Messenger RNA from Sebastes umbrosus (honeycomb rockfish), 1280 nucleotides. Its product is annotated as PAK4-inhibitor inka2-like. Gene Ontology annotation, molecular function: protein serine/threonine kinase inhibitor activity; protein kinase binding. Gene Ontology annotation, cellular component: nucleus. The transcript has 3 exons. The record is from RefSeq and is a predicted model, not a curated record. Lineage: Eukaryota; Metazoa; Chordata; Actinopteri; Perciformes; Sebastidae. Bases 162 to 1154 code for a protein of 330 amino acids.
GAGCAACUCUUCAGUCAGUCAGUCAGCACACAUCUGCCUCUGUUCAAGCAGUCAGGAGCACCAGAUCCACUCUGGUGACACUGGAGCCCGCAACACCUCUUUUAACAGGACGUGAGUUCCUUUGGACAGAGACAUCAAAUAGAAGAUCUUGAGUUUUACAGAUGAGAGGAGAAGAGAUGCUCUGCCUGCGUGACGACUGCUUACGGGAGCAGAUGCAGUACAUGAUGAGAUCACUGCAAGACCUGAAACAACUACGUAAAACCAGCCCCGCAGCCAGACGCCCCCUCAGCACCCAACUGCCGGCUUUAGUGCGCCACUCUGCUGUGGCACGUGCCUGUCAGCAGCGAGCAUUGCAGCGAGAGCACCGCACACGCCUGAGGAUUUCUGACGCCAGCACAGCCAGCACGUACGACUCGGCGUGCUGCCUGGCGAGCCCUCUGGAGGAGGACGAGGACGACUCGAGCAGCCGGCUGGGCCUGAGCCUCAGGCUGGGCCUGGGCUCGCCCAGCAGUCAGAAGAGCUUGGAGUUUGAUUCGGGCUACUCGGAGGCGUCGUGGCAGGACGAAGCGGUGGUUCUCAGGAGGACCAGGAACGUGAGGGUGUCGUCUUCGGCUUGCCUCCGCACAAACAGAGCACCGAGUGGACGCGUUCGGCCUAAAUCUACAUCUGACGCCUGUCUGGAGAGGUGGACGUCGUUCGAGGUCAGCGACCCAGAGGACUGGACGAACUCUUUAUUGACCAGAGGACGCAACCGCCAACCUCUGGUUCUGGGCGACAACAGCUUCGCAGACCUCAUACAGAACUGGAUGGACUUGCCGGAUUGUCCCGAGCCCACCGAGCUGAAGCCAACUUCAAGAAGUGGAAUGGGAAGAGGUUUCUUUGUCAACAUGAGGAGGAAACUGGUGGGGUUUUCUAAGAGCGUGGAGGACAGAGUGAGGAUGAGAUCCACAGACUCUGCUCGUGUUAACAGAACUGCAAAUGCUCCAAAACGCAUGUCCUGUCCGGUCGUGGCGUCGCAGCCCAAAGUCCCUUUUUUCCACCAGUCUCACUCAGGCAUCAAUGAGAUGGAUCCUGACUUUUACCAAUUUGCAGCCCUCAUGAGGUCACGCAGCCGACAGCCCAUAAUCUGCAAAAAUAUCAUCGGCUACGUCUGAUAUGAAGACGUGUAUAGACUGGACAAUCCUCAGAGUCACUUUAUUUUUUUGAUAUAUGACUGUUUUUUCACCUUUUAUAUAUGCUGUGACUAAGCUAAUGGAAAUAAAGAUGUUCUCAUAAUUUAA